This is a messenger RNA of Aspergillus sclerotioniger CBS 115572, 2976 nucleotides long. Its product is annotated as MYB DNA-binding domain protein. Gene Ontology annotation, molecular function: DNA-binding transcription factor activity; transcription cis-regulatory region binding. Gene Ontology annotation, cellular component: nucleus. NCBI's taxonomy places the organism in Eukaryota, Fungi, Ascomycota, Eurotiomycetes, Eurotiales, Aspergillaceae. Gene Ontology annotation, biological process: regulation of DNA-templated transcription. Bases 110 to 2605 code for a protein of 831 amino acids. The record is from RefSeq and is a predicted model, not a curated record. The transcript is spliced from 2 exons.
UUUUCUAAAUUUUUGUCUGGCAGAAGAUUGUCCCCCAUCCACUCAUUCCUCCACACUCUCCUCCGAUUUCUUUUGGGGACCAGGCCUUUACAUUUCUUACUCUUUCGAUAUGGGCGCCUCGUCGUCCCACUCUAUUGACGAAGAAGAGCCCAAUGCAUAUCCCGAGAAUUUCGAUACUAGUCGAAUGGCAAUGGAGAUUCCCUCGAGCUCCCCGACGAGUAUAAAGAAAACCAAACGGGAGGAGCUGCAGCCCGACGACUCGAUGACGUCCAAACGGAAGAGAAAGGCUCUGUCCAAUGCCACCAACGACCAGAACAAGGCACCUGCCGCACCCAAAUCGCCUCAAUCGUCACCUCACGAUGCAUCCACUGCUCGUCCAGCGAAGCGCAAGAAGGUUACCGAGCCCAAACAGAAACAGACGCAAAGUCGCAAAGCGGAGACGGCAAAGCAGAAGUCGAAGGAUGCACCUAUGCCAGAUGCGGCCCCAGUCUCACAGUCCUUAAAUAACGAGGGCUCGAACGGUGCUCCCCAUACACCCAUAAAGGAAUCAAGUACACCAGAAGCUGGCACUGAAGCAGUAGGAAAAGCGCCAGAAGGAGCCAGUGAGAAUCCCACGAGCCAAGGAGAAUUCAAAAAAGGAAAGCGCGGCGUGGAUGCCAGUAAAGGAAAGGAAGGGAAAUUGGUCGGCUUCUUCACCGCGGACGAAGUCAAGAAACUGGAAAAGUUCAAGCUUCAUUUUUGCACUACCCACGGCGUCUCUAACGACACAUUCGAUCUUAUGGUUCAGCAUUCGGAAAGGGACAAAUCAACACCAUUCCCUUGUCAUGCGGAUGUCAUCACGAAACCAACAUUUUGGAAGGAGGUGUAUGAGAUUAUCCCAAACCGGGACAAGAGGUCCGUUUAUCGGUUCAUGAGGCGGCAUUUCCAAUGCUCGGCGCAGAAGCCACAUCACUGGACUCAUGAGCAAGAUGACGAGCUAAUCCUACUCCACAAACGCCAUGGGCCCAAAUGGGCUUACAUCGCCAAAAUGAUUGGUAGGAGCGACGACGAUGUUGUACAACGGUGGAAGAAUCGCCUCGAACAUCGCCGUACGAUGAACAGAGGCCCAUGGUCUGAGGUGGAAGUACGCUCGCUACAGGAACAUCUACAAGCUGCAUGGACUGCCAUGAAAGAGAUCGGGCACGAUGUUGGCCGGGAUAUCUACGAGAUGGACGAAAGUUUGAUAGCUUGGGGCCAAGUCAGCAACAAGAUGAACAACUGCCGCUCUCGACAGCAGUGUGCAGACAAAUGGCGCAAGGUAAGACGGAAGAUUCUGGCUCAGCGCACUAAGGGAAAUCCGGAUGCUUUCUAUGACCCUGUCGUCGAAACGAAACCGCCAAAGCGUCGAAGCAAGUCGAGAGCGAUUGCGACCCCGUCGAGCCAAUCGGACAAACAGUUCAAGAGUUCCGAAUUUGUGAACUCGGAUGACGACUCGGAUGAAGAAGUGACUGAGACCCCCAGUGUGGAUCAGUCAACAACGAAGACUAGCGAGGCAUCAUCUCCGGAGCCACCAAAGGCUGCAACUCUCAAGGCGAGAAGUAGUGGGGAAGCCAGUGAUAAGUCUGAUUCAGAUAGUUCUGACUCCGAAAAGUCAGAUUCAGAGUCGGAUUCAGAGGACGGGUCUGAUUCAGAUGCAACAUCCAGUGGGACUCGUAUUAAAUCUGAGGCCACAUCCACCAGUGAUUCCGGCGACGGACCCCUGAAGUUACAGAAGAUAGAACAUCCUGUGCCCAAUGGCCUGUCACAGCGAGCAAAAAGCGCCUCCAAUACUUCUGCCAAGAGAGGAAAAGUAACUCAACUGUCUACUUCCCAGCAGCAGAAAAACACAGCCCAACAGAAGAGGAAACGCUCCCCUGUGGUCUCUUCAGAGUCAGAGUCUGAAUCCGAGUCCGAAUCCGAGGACAGCGAAGACAGCGAGUCGAGAUCGCCACCCCGCAAACGGGUUUCAAACCCUACAUCAAAGGCUUCGACCGCCCUCAAACAGCAGAAAAAGACGGACAAGGUAGACACAAGCUCUGAUACAUCGUCAUCGGAAGAGGAGUCGGAUGACAGCAGUACUAGCGAUAGCGAGUCGAGCUCGUCUUCCCAAAAGACGCCGAUUACGGCUGGGAAACUCGAGAAUAGCGACAAUCAAUCCCGACGUCCAUCUGCCAGACAGGGGCUUACGAAAUCCCACAAAUUGCAGAGUCGGAUCGAGCCUCCCAGGACCAAAAGCAGUAGCUUGUCAGAUGACUCAGAUAGCGACUCAGAGGAUACAUGGUCCGAGGAUAGCGAUAGCAGUAACAGUGUUUCCAGCGACAAGAAACCUGCCAAGUCGUCAAAGCACCAUCAGCAAGUCGCCUCUGCUAAUUCUGCACGCAAGCCCACGAUACCCCCAGUUCAACUUGCUAAGAAAGCAGAUAAGAAACGCCCCAAGAUAACAAAAUCAGUCAAAUCGAAUUCGUCUGAUAUCUCCAGCUCGGAUGAGGAUGAGUCGGCGGGCCAGUCGAGAGACGCCAAGUCUGACAGCGAUUCUGAGUCGGGAACAGACUCCUCCGACUCCUCCGAGUCGGGAUCCGACCAUUGAACGAAGGAUUAUGCCGUAUUAGUCUAAUUUAAGAAGUAGGGAUCAGGUUCUGAGCCGGACCCUCUAUUGGAUUGAAUGGUCGACCUGAACCAGCUUCGAGGGAGGGUCUGGUCUGUUUGCCACACGAAUGAUGAUUAUAUGCGUGAUCCUCUUCUCUUCACCUCUUAUGACCUUUCUCCUGCAAUACUAUGAGUACAAAUAGCGUUUGUGCAAUGUUUCGGUGUCCCAUGUGGGUACAAGAAAAAAGUUUCUUAUCUCCUUGCUUCAUUCUGAGCCUUAGUGUUUCUUAUACCCUAGUUAGGUGUUCUUGGUAUAGAUAAAACAAGGCUUUUCUGGACCAGACGUUACAGACUUUCUUAUCUUAAAACCUG